Messenger RNA from Rotaria sordida, 717 nucleotides. NCBI's taxonomy places the organism in Eukaryota, Metazoa, Rotifera, Eurotatoria, Philodinida, Philodinidae. The record is from the annotation of a GenBank genome assembly.
AUGGCAACUUGUAUUCAAUCAUCACCGGGUACACCUUAUCGUUCUGCUCGAAGUCGAUCAUAUGAAACAACAUAUCAACGAGAAUUUUCUGCUUUGAAAAGAUCAUUAACUAUUGACGAAGGUGUUUCGAGUGGACAACGAUUUUUAAUUGGAUAUCCUUAUCAAUUAAAUGGUCCAGUUGGUAUUUCAUCUUAUACAACGGAUUAUCCACAUCAAAAGGAUAUACAACGAGAACCUAUUGCUCGUCCAAAUACGCCUAGAGCCAAUCGACCUCAUCCUCAUCCACAAUUCACUCAUUGGAUUCGUCGUCCUGCAACGGUUGCUGCUCCAGUUGUAUCCGAGGAAACAAAACAAGCAUUAAGAAAUCAAUUAAUUUCUACGUAUCAAGUAGAUUAUAUCGGAGCUCCUCAAGGAUUUCCAUUACCAUUGGCUUAUAAUCGAUCACGUUCAUUUUGGCGUAAUCGAGCUCAUCAUACUCUUGAUACUGAAUAUCGAAAUUCUUAUGAAAAAGCUCUUCGAGCAACGGCAGCUCCUCCACCUGGACGUUAUAAAUUUAGUUAUCGAAUACCGGCCGAUGCAAUUAUUCCACUUACAUUACCUAUGUGGAAAAAAAAUAUUUCAAAAUCGACAUAUACAAGAGAUAUUAGUGAAAAAGCUCCAUCACAACUUUAUAUGAAAGAUUUCGUUGAUUCUCUUAAUGGACCUAUGGAUCAAUAA